ACUUGGCGAGGCAGCCCAACAUGGCGGCGGCGGCGGACGGGGAAGAUGUGGCCAAGCUGCAGAAGCACCUGGCGCUUCUGCGGCAGGAGUACGUGAAACUCCAGCAGAAGCUGAUGGAAACGGAACGCAGGUGCGCUCACCUGGCAGCCGCAUCAGGCCAGGGCGAACGCGCCGACGACUUCAUCUCACGGCUGCUCGCGUUCGUCGCAGACCUCUACCGCAGCGAGCUCUACAGUGACCUGCAGGUGAAGCUCAAAGAGCAGGCAAUGCCAGGACACAAGUUCGUCUUCGCAGCGCGCAGCGACCUGUGGAGCAUGAGCAGCAUGGCCUCCUCCGACACGCUCGACCUGUCGGGCAUCGACGAGGAGGUUGCAGUGGCAAUGCUGCGGUGGGUGUACACGGAAGACGUGGAUACAGCUGGCAAGGGAGAGGCCUUCCUCACCGAGCUCAUGAAGCUGGGCAGUCAGUACAAGCUGACGCCAUUGCGGGAGCGGUCUGAGAAAGCCAUCAUGUCCUCGGUGACGGUGAGGAACUGCAUCCGCUACUACCAGACCGCCGAGGAGCUGGGCGCCACUUCCCUGCUUAACUACUGCGCGGAGAUCAUUGCCAGCCACUGGGAUGACCUGCGAGCAGAGGAUUUCAGCAGCAUAACGGCCCCACUCCUCUACAAGAUGUUCAAGUCGACGACCGACUUCCCGCUGCACCAGGCCAUCAAGGCCGAGCGUGAGGACGUCGUGUUUCUCUACCUCAUCGAGUACGACUCACAGCUCCCGGAUAAGCUGGAUGAGGCUGACCUGGCGGGCAAGCUACCGCUGGAGUUGGCGCUGGAGCGGCGGCUGGAGAGCAUUGCCACGACGCUCGUGACACACCGCGCCGACGUGGAGCGGCCCAACAGCGAGGGCUGCACACUGCUGCACCGUGCCAUCACACGCGGCGACGAGUUCUCGGCGGCGUUCCUGAUCCGGCACGGGGCGUUUGCCAACGCGGCGACGGUGCAAGGCCAGGAGACGCCGCUGCACCUGGUGUCCUCUGCUCACGACGCUAGCGGCCCCGGCAUGGUGCUCAUCGCUAACGCUCUCCUAGAGGCCGGCGCCAACCCCAACACCCAGGAUUCCUCUGGCCGGACGCCUCUACACAGAGCGAUCGUGGCCGGGAAUGAAGCUGUCUUCAGCCUCCUGCUGCAGUGCAAGCAGAUCGACCUGGAGCUGCGUAACCGUGACGGGGACACGGCACUGUGGCUGGCGCUGCGGUGCCCCGUGGCCGAGGAGCCAGGCUGGCCGGAGGGGCAGGCCGGGCAGCACGCCCUCAACGGCGAUGCCUUCCCUUCCCAGUGCUUGGCUGCCCGGCUCAUUGCCAUGGGCAGCAACGCCGAUGCUUCUGACAUCAAAACCGGUAAUAGCCUGCUGCAGCGGGCAGCAGCAGCAGGCAGCGAGUCCGCCACGCUUUUCCUGGUGGCUCAUGGAGCCUCCAUCAACCACACCAACUCCAGGGGCGAAACGCCGCUCCACACGGCAUGCCACUUCGGCCUGGCGCAGCUCACGGCCGAACUGCUGCACCGUGGCGCCAACCCCAACGCUCAAACCGGGCCCGCAUCUGCACCGAGUCAGAGUCAGACACCAAGCCUGGUGCCGGUGAUGGACAGGGAGUCCGGGCAGGCGGCAGGGGAGACUUUGAGGGAUGCUGCCGCGGUUAAGGGUCCGGGGUCGGAUGACGAGAUGCACGCGCAGACGCCGCUUCACCUCGCUAUUUACCACAACCAUCCAGAGGUGGUGGCAGUCUUCCUGGAGCAAAAAGCAAAUGCGCUGAAUGGUGUAAACAACUUGCAGAUCAUCCCGGACUUUAGCCUGAAGGACUCGAAGGAGCAGACUGUGCUGGGAUUAGCCCUGUGGACCGGAAUGCACAAGAUCGCGGCCCAGCUGCUUGGCUCGGGAGCGGCGAUCAACGAGCGCUCGUCGGACGGGCAGACCCUGCUCCACGCCGCCAUCCUCAAGCGCAACAGCGACGGCGCUCUCUUUCUGCUGGAGCACAACGCCGACAUUAACAUUCGCACGGCGGAGGGGCAGACGCCGCUGCAGCUCGCCAUACGCCAGCAGCUGCCCCUGGUGGUGGACGCUCUGUGCACGCGCGGCGCCGACAUGACCGUGCGCGACCCCGCCGGGGACCCCCCGCUCUGGGUGGCGCUGCAGGGGGGCAACGACGACAUCGCUUCCACCCUGGUGCGACACGGCUGUGACGCCACCUGCUGGGGCCCCGGACCAGGAGGCUGCCAGCAGACCCUGCUGCACCGCGCCAUUGACGAAAACAACGAGAAGAUCGCCUGCUUCCUGAUCCGCAGUGAUUGUGAUCGAGACGGCCCAAGGCGGCCGGGCCUCAAGGGCGAAGGUCAGGAGGAGGCACGCGAUGGGCAGACUCCGCUGCACCUGGCGGCCACGUGGGGCCUCGAGGAGGUGGUGCAGUGUCUACUGGAGUACAGAGCCAAUGUCAACAUGCAGGAUGCUGAGGGCCGCACACCCUUGCACAUCGCCAUCAGCAACCAGCACGAUGUCAUCAUCGCAUUGCUGCUGUCCCACCCUGAGCUGCGGCUGGGUGCUCGUGACCGCCAAGGCCAGACGCCAUUUGCCUGCGCCAUGACGUACAAGAACAAUCGUGCUGCAGACGCCAUCCUCAAGCGCGAGCCCACCGCCGCUGAGCAGGUCGACAACAAGGGACGCAACUUCCUGCACGUGGCGGUGCAAAACUCGGACAUCGAGAGCGUCCUGUUCCUCAUCAGCGUGAGCGCCAAUGUGAACUCGCGCGUACAGGAUUCCACGGGCCUCACGCCGCUGCACCUCGCAACGCAGGGCGGCUCCGAGAUCAUCGUGCGCAACUUGCUGCUGGCGGGAGCGAACGUACGCGAGCUGACCAAGAACCGGCAGACGGCGCUGCACUUGGCAGCGCAGCUGGACCUGCCGUCCAUCUGCUCUGUGCUGAUUGAGAACAGCACCGACUUUAGUGCCUGCGACGACAACGGCAACAACGCGCUGCACCUCGCUGUCAUGCACGGCCGCCUCAACGUGGUCCGCGUCCUUCUCACCGAGUCCAGCAUCGACGCUGAAGCCUUCAACUUGCGAGGCCAGAGCCCCAUGCACGUGCUGGGCCAGUACGGCAAGGAGAAUGCGGCUGCCAUUUUCGAGCUCUUUCUCGAGUGCAUGCCGGAGUACCCACUGGACAAGUCGGACAUUGAGGGCCACACGGUUCUGCUGUUGGCGUACAUGAAGGGCAACGGGAACCUUUGCCGCGCCGUGGUGCGGGCGGGCGCGCGUCUCGGCCUUACGAACUCGCAGGGAGUCAACAUCUUCAACUACCAGGUCGCCACCAAGCAGCUUCUCUUCCGUCUACUCGACAUGCUGUCCAAGGAGCCUCCAUGGUGCGAUGGUUCUAACUGCUACGAGUGUGCGGCCAAGUUUGGAGUGACCACGCGCAAGCACCACUGCCGGCAUUGCGGCCGACUUCUGUGCAACCGCUGCUCGGCCAAAGAAAUUCCCAUCAUUAAAUUCGACCUCAACAAGCCUGUGCGCGUUUGCGACAUCUGCUUUGAUGUGCUGACGCUUGGUGGCGUCUCCUAGCAAAGCCCCUCUUCCAAUAACCACUGUCCCCCACAACAUUACCCCCACUCCGCCAAGCCUCCUGCCCAACCCCUCUCCCUUGCCAACAACACUUCUUCCAUUCCAGCCGUCCCCUAACCUUGCUUACUAUUGUAAGAGCCAUACCAGUGGAUGUCUGUGUGCCACCAGCAUCCCGCCACACUGCCCGCUGCUUAAAGCUGCUAGUCGCUAGUAUGCUGCGGCAUGUGCCUGGGCACACAGUGAUGUAUAGUGCAGACUUUUUUCAGCCAGGAUGUUGACAGCCUGUGCAAUCGUCCCACGCUCAGGCCUCCUCUCUAACACCCUCUUCAGCCUCAUUGUCUCUGUAAAGAGAGAGACCAGUGUUUGUAAUUAUGUUUUUGCAUUCCAGUUGAGUGCCCUGUAGGUCCAGUGGCAUGAUGGGUAUCAAAUCACGUAGUGUGAUGGAGGCACAGUUUAGGUGUGGGAAUCUGCUGUGUUACAACCCACAUGUACUUCCUACGCACAAAAUACUUCCUUUGAACUGUCUUAACUUAGAAUGAGCUGUUGUUGCAGGCUUGAGAUGACCUAACUAACCCUUAUACCAAUUGUAGCCUGAAGUAACCUGACCAGUCACUUAAGUGCUAAUGUUGCUUUGGUAAACAAUGGUAACAGCGGUAAGCACUAUCAUUUCUUCUAGAUUUGAAGCUUUCGUGACUGCAAGGAUUCAUAUUCUUAGGUUUUUUCGGUAAAGUCACGUAGGUAAAACAUUAAAAUUAAUAAAAGUAAAAUAAAAUAAAACGUCGUGAUUUUUAUUUUAUUUUACUUUUAUAAAUUUUAAUGUUUUACCUACGUGACUUUACCGAAAAAACCUAAGAAUAAGCACUAUCAUGUAUGAGAAUGCAACUAAGCUGCAGUAAGCAGAUUUGCUUGAGAUCUCUGUAAAGCUGAACCAAUUUGUAGUGACGUUUUGCAACCUUGAAUCACGUUCUGAUGGCGACCGUAUUAACACUAAUAGCGUAACAGUACUGUACUCUGCUUCCACUUUUAGUCAGUGUUGCAUCUGGGUGGGUGUGCCCCUGUGAGCCACCGAUAGCCUCAUCAUGACAAAGAGUUGCGUUUUCAUGCAAGGAUGACUCUCUUCACUUUGAACCUCCGAUUAGCACGGUUGGCUAUGUAAAGCAGUUCAACAUCCAUACAUGUGCAAGCAGUUUUGGGCAGAAAUGGCUGGAAUGGUGACUAGCUAUUUGUUUGAAUCUGCUCAUUGCACACUGCUGUGAUCUUUUCAUGUAAUCGGUGUCAGACUGUCGUGUGUGUGUGUGUCUUCUGAAAUUUACUGUUAGCGCUGUACCAUGUUCGACAUUUAAAAAGCAGGUCCAGGCUGACCGACACCACGGCUCAAUGAGACACAAACCACAAGUGAUGGAAGGUGAUUCCGCUGUCCCGUUGUCAAAUUUCGGAUCGGCUCCGUUUCAACCACGAAUCAAAUUGAUAUUGAAUCAUUUCCGUUUUUUCGUACAUCCUUUAGCUCAUCACAAUGUUGCCAAUCUUGUGCUUCGCUUUUGUCGUGUACGGCACACUAGCCAGUGUUUUGCAAAGUGACACUUUGAUAAUACUUUCAAUGGAGGGACUGAACACACAUCAUGAUAACCCCCAUACAAACGGCACAAUAAAACCCCGUGGCUUUUGUGUGCUCUACCUCGUAGAUUGAAUUUUCAAUACAAUAAUUGGUAACCCAUCUGUUUUUUUUUAUAUCUUAUACUAUAAAUCUCAGCACAAUAAAAAAAAAAUACUGUGAAUAAAAAAUUGCAAAUCUAUUCGUGAGUAACUUUGGGUGGCUCCUUAGGAUGCAGUGUCUUGCUAUAACUGCUUUGGCCAUCCUCAGAACCCAGGACUCGCCCGAUGACACUACCCUUACUCUGGCUACCAUCGCCUGAGGGUGGAUCAUCAGUCUGCUGGGGAGGCACAGCACCGAUAGCCGAGGGUGGGCUGCACUGUGAUGUAUCCCCCCCCCCCCCCACUCUAGAAAUGCUACUCCAUCUUAAAAAUUCUGAAACAUAUGUUGUGAUUGUCAUCUUCAGGGUGAAGUGGGAAGACGUUAUAAAUAAACUUUGUUUUUGUGUUAUUGAUGACGGUAGCACAUUUUGCAGAUGGCUGAAAUGGUGAGAUAAGCCUUGGCUCAAGGAGGGACCACCCUACCCCACUCCCCUCCCAACCACCUCCCUUCGCCGAUGAACUGUUCUGCAGAAACAUGAACUCCCUCCGUCAACCCAAAGAAACUUAAUUUUUUUUUAUUCUGUGAUUGCGCAACCUCGCCCAUCUGACCACCACACAUAGCAAGUGUUAUGGGCUGCUGGGCUACGCUGUUGGGCAGACAACUAAAUGGUCGAUGCUCCAACGUCUUUGCCCCCCGCCUCUCGCCAACCCCCUUUGACCAGCGUGGUAAAGAAUGGUAAAAUAACCAACAAUUUGCAUGGCAUGGGAAGGGCCUUCAGCUGUGGAUUAACAGAAGGCUGUAUGUGUCAACAAGAUACGAUCUCAUGUUCGCACUAAUGCUUCUGAACAUGGUUCUAUUCCAAUGUAACUGGCAAACAAUGUUCGUACACAAACUAUGUUGCACUCUGGGUAAAAGCACAAACAGAAUUCCGUUCUGUCUUCAUAUAUAUACUAGUUUUAGUCCAUCAGCCUCUUGGCUUUGCAGACAAUAUUAUGAAGUAUUAUUUGUUUAAGCAAGAAAACAGGACCGGUUUUGACCUGAUGUACUCAGCUUUUAUAUAUCCGGUAUGUGGAGACAGAGAGGAGUUCUGUUUAUAUUUCAAUCUGAUAACUUGACAACCCGGCAGCUUUGUAAAAGAGCAAGCGAUGGCUGGAGCCAGUCAGUGAUUACAGGUAUUGUUGGAAGCAACUUCUUGGGUUGACGGCCGGUAGUUGCUGCAUUUGAAGUGCCAGGCAGAGAAGACUUACGCAACUAACACUCGGAUUCUUUAAACUGUGCGUGGCUGCUCUAACCCACAAUUCCGUGGUUGCUGUAUUGACGAGUAGUAUUUCUAUUGUUUGUUUAUUCCAAGAAUAAUGAGUUUGCACUUGUAUAAACCAUGAUAUGUU
Lethenteron reissneri (Far Eastern brook lamprey) is the source of this 6686-nucleotide messenger RNA. RefSeq names its product ankyrin repeat and FYVE domain containing 1 (gene ANKFY1). The record is from RefSeq and is a predicted model, not a curated record. Gene Ontology annotation, molecular function: protein binding; metal ion binding. Lineage: Eukaryota; Metazoa; Chordata; Hyperoartia; Petromyzontiformes; Petromyzontidae.